GCGCGCUAGGGGCCGCUGCCUGUCGCCGGGGCCCUCUUGUGUGAGGUAAAGGCGGCGGCGGCGGCGGCGGCCGGGCUUGAGGGGACGAGGGCGGCGGAGAAGGAGAAGGAGAAGGGAGCGGAGGAGGGAGAAGCCAGGAAGGGAGCGGUGUGAGCGGCCGCCGCCGCCGCCCCCUCAGCGCUAUACCGGAGGGACCCCCCCCUCGCCGAAGGAGGAAGAGGAGGAGGAGGAAGAGGAAGAAGAAGAGCUCCUGAGGGGCCGCCGAGCGGGCCCGGGCCUUCGAGCCCCGCCGCCGCCGCCGCCAUGAACAGCGUCGGGGGCGCCGACGAGAUCGGAAAGCUGUUUGUGGGUGGCCUAGACUGGAGCACCACGCAAGAAACGCUCCGUAGCUACUUUUCCCAGUAUGGGGAAGUCGUCGACUGUGUGAUAAUGAAAGACAAGACAACAAAUCAAUCGCGAGGCUUUGGAUUUGUCAAGUUCAAAGACCCCAACUGUGUGGGGACAGUCCUCGCCAGCAGACCCCAUACAUUGGAUGGCCGAAACAUUGAUCCAAAGCCCUGUACCCCUCGAGGAAUGCAGCCGGAGAGAACACGACCGAAGGAGGGAUGGAAAGGAUCCAGGAGUGAUAACAAAUCCAAUAAAAUUUUUGUUGGUGGGAUCCCUCACAACUGUGGCGAGACAGAGCUCAGGGAAUACUUCAAGAAGUUUGGAGUGGUCACCGAAGUGGUAAUGAUCUAUGAUGCAGAGAAACAGCGGCCCCGAGGUUUUGGAUUUAUUACUUUCGAGGACGAACAAUCAGUGGACCAGGCUGUCAACAUGCAUUUUCACGACAUCAUGGGCAAAAAAGUGGAGGUGAAGCGGGCUGAACCCCGGGACAGCAAGAGCCAGACGCCGGGGCCCACCGGCGCCAGCCAGUGGGGAAGCCGGAUCAUGCCAAGUGCCGCCAACGGCUGGGCGGGGCAGCCCCCACCUACCUGGCAACAAGGAUACGGACCUCAAGGUAUGUGGGUACCAGCUGGACAAGCACUUGGUGGGUAUGGUCCCCCUCCUCCAGGUAGAGGUGCACCACCUCCGCCGCCGCCUUUUACCUCGUACAUCGUCUCAACACCUCCGGGAGGAUUCGCGCCCCCGCAGGGCUUCCCACAGGGAUACGGCACGCCUCCGCCCUUCAGCUUUGGAUACGGUGCCCCACCUCCUCCACCUGACCAGUUUGCCCCCGCUGGUGUUCCUCCGCCACCUGCCACUCCCGGGGCAGCACCACUAGCUUUUCCUCCACCGCCGCCGCCAUCCCAGCCAACUCAGGACAUGAGCAAGCCACCGACCGGCCAGCCGGAUUUCCCCUAUAGUCAAUUUGGAUACGGACAAGACUUGAGUGGUUUUGGACAAGGCUUCGCCGAUCCCAGCCAGCAGCAGCCUUCCUACGGAGGCCCCUCAGUCCCACCUUCAAGUGGGCCGCCCACGGGGGGCAGUGGCUUUGGCCGUGGACAGAACCAUAACGUUCAAGGUUUUCACCCCUACCGACGCUAGUACGCCCACCUAGAAAUCAGGGAGUUCUGUCCAGAGCCGGAGAUCUGGUAUCAGCUGAAAUCCAGGAAUCCCAGAACUUACGAACUUGUGACAAUCACCUACUUUGCCGGAGAGAGUGGGGAGGGAACCGCAACCGUAACAUCUUUUUUUUGGGGGGGG
Elgaria multicarinata webbii is the source of this 1686-nucleotide messenger RNA. RefSeq names its product DAZ associated protein 1 (gene DAZAP1). Bases 304 to 1527 code for a protein of 407 amino acids. Gene Ontology annotation, molecular function: mRNA binding. The record is from RefSeq and is a predicted model, not a curated record. Gene Ontology annotation, cellular component: cytoplasm. NCBI's taxonomy places the organism in Eukaryota, Metazoa, Chordata, Lepidosauria, Squamata, Anguidae. Gene Ontology annotation, biological process: regulation of translation; central nervous system development. The transcript is spliced from 12 exons.